UUGGGCAAGUCGAGCGUCGGCGCGCGUGGCGCGCCGAUUCCGGCUGGUUCGCGCGCGGACGGGGAGGGCAAGGACGCGCCGGGGACGUUUAAAAAUGAACUCGAGCGGCGCUUGGCGAAACGCGCGGAUCGACCGCGGUGCGAGGUGUGCCAGAUGGACUUUACGAGCGACGCGCAGUACGCCGAGCACGCGCGCGGGAAGAAGCAUUUGAGCAACGUGCGAAGCGCUGCCGGGGGGGGUGGCGCGAGCGGUGUUGGUGGGCGGAGGUACGUGAAACCACCUCCUGGACCACACUGUGAAUUGUGUCGCAAAGUGUUCACGAGCGAGGCGCAGCGGGCGGAACAUGUUCAAGGGAAAUGGCAUCGCCAACGCGUCAGCGGGGAGCUGCCACGUUCGAACAAACCGUACUCUUAG
Ostreococcus lucimarinus CCE9901 is the source of this 414-nucleotide messenger RNA. RefSeq lists its product with no specific name. Gene Ontology annotation, molecular function: nucleic acid binding; zinc ion binding. The record is from RefSeq and is a predicted model, not a curated record. NCBI's taxonomy places the organism in Eukaryota, Viridiplantae, Chlorophyta, Mamiellophyceae, Mamiellales, Bathycoccaceae. The annotation marks the transcript as partial. The transcript has a single exon.